AUGAGCACUCCGGGAAGCAGGGUGAUGACCAUCGGCCUCAUCGUCAUGCUGCUUUCUGUCAGCACGGGCAUGCACUUUGGCGGCUUCGGCUUACUCCUCUGCUUUGUGGGGGUCGUAGUCGGCGCCAACCUCGUCGUCGCCGGCGUCGGCACGGCCGAUAGACCCGCGCCCAAUCCCAUCGUUCCGGUGGUGUUCAGUGGAGCACGAUCUCUCGCGGCGUUUGUGUGCCGAAACACCGCCACCGUGGGGCUUGCCCUGGCUUCUUGUGCCGUCACGAUGGUCUCCGGCGAGGCACAUCUCGCGCUCUGCUUUGCCACGUUCGCCUUGCUCCUGCUCGGGGUCUCCCUUACCAGCAUCGGAGCUCGUGGUGAAUAA
Messenger RNA from Miscanthus lutarioriparius, 375 nucleotides. The record is from the annotation of a GenBank genome assembly. NCBI's taxonomy places the organism in Eukaryota, Viridiplantae, Streptophyta, Magnoliopsida, Poales, Poaceae.